CUUUGAGUCAACAAACCCCAAACGCAUUUCCAAUUUCAUAUUAUGAACCGAUAAAAACUACGGCAUUACCAUUACAUGAACCCUAUUCUUUUUUCAACUUUUCAGAUGACUCAAAUGAAUCUAAGCUAAUAAUUUCCCAAAGCCCGGACAAUAUAUCAUUGACUACAAUACCAUCUGAUUCUAAUUCUAUUAUCAGCUCCAAUUCAGUAGAUUCGAACGAAGUUCAGCAACGUUUGACUGAAAAUGAUGUAUCUGAUUCCAAUUCUUUUAGCAGCCCGGACAAUAUAUCAUUGACGACAAUACCAUCUGAUUCUAUUUCUAUUAUCAGCUCCAAUUCA
Molecule: messenger RNA, 338 nt
Organism: Racocetra fulgida
Lineage: Eukaryota; Fungi; Glomeromycota; Glomeromycetes; Diversisporales; Gigasporaceae
Source: the annotation of a GenBank genome assembly